AUGGCUUUGAGGCUUCUUGCUGUGGCGCUUGCGGCAGGUAUAGGCCACGUGCGCGCCUUGCGGUCAGCCGCGUCGGUGGACGACAUGCAUCGCGUCGCGGCCAUGUACGUCGAGAGCAUGGAGGAGACGGCUAUCGCCAAGACGAACUUGUACGAAGACGUUCCCGGAAUGGAUUAUAGCAUCAUGAAGCCGUUCCUCGAGGGUGUGGCCCACGAUGUUCUUACGACGGAGCUCCAUGAGCAUGGCUUUGCCCGCAUGGUGACGGCCAGCCACCAUGCAGUGAUCAUUGGCGACUUGCACGGCCAGCUCUUUAACCUGCUCGCCUACCUCAAGCAACUCAAAGCGGACUUCCCCGACUACAACACGCUGCCAGAAUCCAAGCUUUUCAUUUGCGACCCGAAGAUGCAGUACGUCUUCAUGGGCGACUAUGUGGACCGAGGCGAGCGAAGCAUUGAGAUCGUCUUGCUGCUCUUUGCGUAUAAGGUCUUGUGCCCUUCUGGCCUGAUCAUGCUUCAGGGAAACCACGAGGCAGAGCGAACAAAUCAACGCUAUGGCUUCAUGAAGGAGGUCAGGUGGAAGCUGGGGCACGGCUCGAUUUAUCACAGGUUCAACCAGCUGUUCCAGUUGCUCCCCUUCGUGGCGGUGGCUCCGGAGAAGUUCAUGGCAACACACGGCGGCCUCUCGCGUGACUUCGUGCAUGCUUGCGAGGGCAUGGCUGGCGACUUCCGACGUUGCCUCAGCUACGACAUUGGGUCGAGAAUGGUUUGGAGCGAUCCCCAUAUGGGCCAUGGAUGGGCGCAAUCCAAGCGCGGGGGCAGCAUCGAGAACUAUGGCUUGGAUGUUGCCAAGAGCUUUCUGCAAAGCAAUGGUCUGAAGCGGCUUCUUCGGGGCCACGAGCAGGUGGAAAGAGGACACGUCGAGAUGAAGCUGGGCGACGACUACGGGGUCCACACCAUCUUCUCCUCGGCGGACUACGUUGGGGUGCUAUGCGUCGACAGCCGAAACCAGCCGUAUCGCAAGCCCCCGUGGGACACGGCCAUGUUCCGUGGAGGUGGCACCAGGAACAUGGGAGCCAUCAUGAUCUACGACCUCGUGCAGAGCAGCUUCCACGUAACGUUGCAAGACGCAGAUACGGCACGGAGGACGGCUCUUGACUUCGCACAUGCAGACUGUAGCCUCAAGUACCCAUCGACCACGACCCGGGAUUCGACGACCCUGGCUUCGACGACAGAGGAGAUCACCACCACUGAAGAGCAAGAGCUGACAUGGAAAGAAAGGUUCAUGACGUUCUUUGGCUUGUCGGAAAGCUUGCUGGAGAGCGGUGAGCCCCAGGAUGUCCCGACGAUCCCGAUCGAGUGCGAAGCCCACCUGACCCCAGAGGAGGCACGAGCCCACGAGCAGUUUGUGCGCUCAAUCUUGGCGGAGGCUGAAGAUAUGGGCUUCGAGGCGCGCAAGAUCAUCGACCUCGAGGGAGAGGCCGAAGUGUGUGAAGAUCCCAAGGCCGUCGAGAUCGACAACUGCAAGUCCAUGACCCGAGACAUGAUCACUCUCAAGGUGUUCCGAGAGCUAACAGGCAACCGGGAGGCGGGCGAGACCCCGCUUGAGGACGACAUCGUGGCUCGUGAGGACGAGCUCGAGCCAGUCGCGCACCCGCAGUGA
This is a messenger RNA of Symbiodinium natans, 1659 nucleotides long. The record is from the annotation of a GenBank genome assembly. NCBI's taxonomy places the organism in Eukaryota, Dinophyceae, Suessiales, Symbiodiniaceae.